Molecule: messenger RNA, 531 nt
Organism: Opisthocomus hoazin
Lineage: Eukaryota; Metazoa; Chordata; Aves; Opisthocomiformes; Opisthocomidae
Source: RefSeq, a predicted model, not a curated record
AUGAAGCUCGUGCCUGUUGCCACCAGCUGUUGGUACGUGGGCCGUUGCCACAGCGCUCCCCGUCUCAAACAGAAUAGCUUAAAAGCUCAUGUCCUGUCCUGCAUCAGCAGCUUGGCCAAAAUAGCGGACAAAGAGAAAAAUGCGAACAAACAGGAGUUUAACUUUGAAAAAGCUCGUUUGGAAGUGCACAAGUUUGGAAUCACUGGCUACAAGAAGCAGGAGCAACGCUUGUGGGAACAGGAGCGCGCGGUCAUGCUGGGAGCCAAGCCCCCGAAAAAGGAACACGUGAACUACAAGACUUACCAAGAGAAAAUGAAAGAGAAAAAAGCAGCGAAGGAAGAGGAGAAGGGAAAGGUUUGUAAAGGUGAUGCUUUUAAGAAGAAGAAGAAAGAACAGGAGAGGAAGGCCAAAAGGAAGAGAUUUGUGCCCAGCAUCUGGCCUGCAGGACAAGUUGGGAAAUUCCGCGAUGGGACCUUGAUUCUGAAAAGCCGUGACAUAAAGAAAAUUAAAUCGUCGAAAGUUAUCAAAUGA